Ramularia collo-cygni is the source of this 432-nucleotide messenger RNA. RefSeq lists its product as uncharacterized. The record is from RefSeq and is a predicted model, not a curated record. Bases 1 to 432 code for a protein of 143 amino acids. NCBI's taxonomy places the organism in Eukaryota, Fungi, Ascomycota, Dothideomycetes, Mycosphaerellales, Mycosphaerellaceae. The transcript has 2 exons.
AUGUUGAACAUCCAACUCCUCACCCUUGCGGCGCUUUCUGCCACAGCCAUCGCAGACCUGAACUGGUAUGGCGACAAUGGAUGCGGAAAUGAUUAUCUGAGCGGAUCGACUUUCAACUGCGGCCUUGGCUGCACUGCAUUCACCGACUUCAAGGGGGAACCUACCAACAAUGUCCACUCCGUCGAAGGCCUUGUCUUGGAGCCAAACACUCAAGUCCUUCUUUACAAGAGCGCUGAUUGCAGUGGAGACCCAUACUCUGCCAUCGGUCAAUCCUACGGAUCUCCUGUUCCAGAAAACCAGUGCGUCCCCAGCAGCAAGGACGGCCUCGGCUCUUUCCAGGUCGUUGUCUACAGUGACAAGAGCGGGGGUGAGGCUUGUCCGCCAGGUACAAUGACCGCCGCAAGCUCCAAGUACCCAGCCCCCACUGGCUGA